CUCAGUGCUCUCCGUCUAUUUUAUUCUCACCGAGAAGUGUGUGCGGCUCCGCUGAGGGAGCAAUGCGAUGAUAAAAGCCGCAUAUGCGGUAGGCUACACACCUAUCAGGCAGGAAAAUACCCGAGAAACAGCCCCGACCCGGUUCUCCUCACACCGCAGCCUUACCCACGACUCAGCGCGGAACCACAAGUGCCAGCAGCACCAUGUCCAGGCCAACAGGGGGCGUCGCCAACGAUGUCACCCGUUUCCUGUCAUCGGGCGUGGGGCCAGGGUCUCAAAACUCCAACUCUGCCUUCUCCGCCGCCAGUCAGGCCGACUGGGCGGCCAAGAGGCUGGUGUGGGUGCCGUCAGAGAAGCAUGGCUUCGAGUCGGCCAGCAUCCGGGAGGAGCGCGGCGACGAGGUGGAGGUGGAGCUGACGGACACCCAGCGGAGGCUGACUCUGUCCAGGGAGGAGGUGCAGCGGAUGAACCCACCACGCUUCAGUAAAGUGGAGGACAUGGCCGACCUCACCUGCCUCAACGAGGCCUCGGUGCUGCACAACCUCAGAGAGAGAUACUACUCUGGCUUGAUCUAUACAUAUUCAGGGCUGUUCUGUGUGGUGGUGAAUCCUUACAAGAACCUGCCGAUUUACACAGAGUCCAUUGUGGAGAUGUACAGGGGCAAGAAGCGGCACGACAUGCCCCCCCACAUCUACGCCAUAUCAGAGGCUGCCUAUCGCAGCAUGCUUCAAGAUAGAGAAGAUCAGUCAAUUCUCUGCACAGGCGAGUCUGGAGCUGGGAAAACGGAAAACACCAAGAAAGUCAUCCAGUAUCUGGCUCACGUUGCGUCCUCCCAUAAAGCCGGGACUCCGGGCAGACACAAAGAGCCGGUUCAGGUGGAUGGCUCUAGGUCCUUAACGAGAGGCAGUACUUUGGUGAACAGGGGCGAGCUGGAGAGACAGCUGCUGCAGGCCAACCCCAUCCUGGAGGCCUUUGGCAAUGCAAAGACUGUGAAGAAUGACAACUCCUCUCGAUUUGGUAAAUUCAUCCGCAUUAAUUUUGACGUGGCAGGAUACAUUGUUGGUGCCAACAUUGAGACCUACCUCCUUGAAAAGUCCCGCGCCACACGUCAGGCCAAGGAUGAGAGGACCUUCCACAUUUUUUACCAGCUGCUAUGUGGUGCUACAGAACAAACAAGAGCCGACCUGCUCCUUGGAUCUGCAGAUGAGUAUCGCUUUCUCUCUGGAGGCUCCAUUCCUGUUCCUGGUCAGAGCGAUUCAGAGAACUUCACCCAGACGAUGGACUCCAUGGCCAUAAUGGGCUUCAACCCCGAGGAGUCAUUGUCCAUGCUGAAGGUCAUCUCCGCUGUGCUCCAGUUUGGGAACAUAACCUUCACGAAGGAGAAGAACCAGGACCAGGCCUCCAUGCCUGACGACACAGCAGCCCAGAAGCUGAGCCAUCUGCUGGGCAUCAACGUGCUGGAGUUCACCCGGGCGAUCCUCACCCCCAGGAUCAAAGUGGGCCGAGAGUAUGUGCAGAAAGCUCAGACUAAAGAACAAGCUGACUUUGCUGUGGAGGCCCUGGCCAAAGCCACCUAUGAGCGUCUGUUCAGAUGGCUGGUCCACAGGAUCAACAGAGCUCUGGACCGCAGGCAGAGGCAGGGGGCCUCCUUCAUCGGAAUUCUGGAUAUCGCUGGCUUCGAGAUCUUCCAGCUGAACUCCUUCGAGCAGCUGUGCAUCAACUACACCAACGAGAAGCUGCAGCAGCUCUUCAACCACACCAUGUUCAUCCUGGAGCAGGAGGAGUACCAGCGGGAGGGCAUCGAGUGGAACUUCAUAGACUUCGGUCUGGACUUGCAGCCCUGCAUUGACCUCAUCGAGCGGCCCGCUCACCCACCGGGCGUUUUGGCCCUGCUGGAUGAAGAGUGCUGGUUCCCUCGUGCUACAGACCGUUCAUUUGUGGAGAAGUUGUCCAACGAGCAAGGCAGCCACCCAAAAUUCUUCAAAUCGAAGCAGCCACGCGGGGAAGCAGACUUCUCUAUCAUUCACUACGCUGGAAAGGUGGACUACAAAGCAGACGACUGGCUCGUGAAGAACAUGGAUCCUCUAAACGAUAACGUGGCAUCUCUGCUCCAUCAGUCGUCAGAUAGUUUUGUGUCCGAGCUGUGGAAGGAGGAUAUUCAAACUCUUCCUCGUGUCUACUUCUUUGACUCCUAUGCCACAAUACAGACUAAUGGCUCCGACAUGGACAGGAUCGUGAGUCUGGACAAGGUCUCAUCAGGAGACAGCAGCGGGCCAGUCUCAUUCGGCGCAUCGGGCCAGAAAACGAAGAAGGGCAUGUUCAGGACCGUCGGUCAACUGUACAAAGAGUCUCUCACUAAACUGAUGGCAACGCUGAGGAACACCAACCCAAACUUCCUGCGCUGCAUCAUCCCCAACCACGACAAGAAGGCUGGAAAACUGUCGCCCCACCUGGUUUUGGACCAGCUGAGGUGCAACGGUGUUCUGGAGGGGAUCCGCAUCUGCAGACAAGGCUUCCCGAACCGCAUCCCCUUCCAGGAGUUCAGACAGAGAUAUGAGAUCCUAACUCCAAACGCUAUUCCUCGCACUUUCAUGGAUGGAAAACACGCGUCGGAGCUCAUGAUCAAGGCCUUGGAGCUGGAUCCAAACCUGUACAGGGUGGGUCAGAGUAAAGUCUUCUUCAGAGCUGGAGUCCUGGCUCAUCUGGAGGAAGAGAGAGACCUGAAGAUCACAGACACCAUCAUUCGCUUCCAGAGCGUCUCCAGGGGUUAUCUCGCACGCAAAGCCUUCACGAAGAAGCAGCAGCAGCUGAGCGCUCUGAGGGUGAUGCAGAGGAACUGUGCCGCUUACCUCAAACUCAGGAACUGGCAGUGGUGGCGACUGUUCACAAAGGUGAAGCCCUUGCUGCAGGUGACUCGACAGGAUGAGGAGAUCCACGUCAAGGAAGCUGAGCUGCUGAAGGCCAAAGACCACCUCACCCGGGUGGAGCAUGACUUCACGGAGCUGAACCAGAAGCACACUCAGCUGAUGGAGGAGAAGGCCGUGCUGGCCGACCAGCUCCAGGCGGAGGCUGAGCUGUUCGCAGAGGCGGAGGAGAUGCGGGCCAGGCUGGCCAGUCGUAAGCAGGAGCUGGAGGAGGUGCUGGGAGAGAUGGAGAAUCGGCUGGAGGAGGAGGAGGAGCGGACGCAGCAGCUGAGCAAUGAGAAGAAGAAAAUGCAACAGUCCAUACAGGACUUGGAGGAGCAGCUGGAGGAGGAAGAAACCUCCAGACAGCGCCUCCUGCUGGAGAAAGUGAGCCUGGAGACCAAAGUGAAGAGUCAGGAGACUGACCUGAUGACUGCGGUGGAGCAGAGAGACAGAUUUGCCAAGGAGAAGAAACAGCUGGAAGAGCGUCUGGCUGAGGUCAACGACCUGCUCACCGAGGAAGAGGAGAAGACGAAAAGUCUCACCAAACUCAAGAACAAACAGGAGGCCAUGAUCGCUGAUUUUGAGGACCGUCUAAAGCGUGAAGAGCAGGGCCGCUUAGAGCAAGAGAAGUGGAAGAGGAGGAUGGAGAACGACACGGUGGAGGCUCAGGAGCAGCUGUCAGAUCUCUCCAUGUUGGUGACUGACCUGAGAAACAGCGUGGCUCAAAAGGAGAAGGAAAUCACCUCCCUGCAGGCCCGGCUGGAGGAGGAAAGUGCACGUCGGUCUGAAGCUCAGAGGGCGUUGAGAGAGGCCUCGUCUCAAGUGUCUGAGCUGAAGGAGGAGGUGGACAACGAACGAGCCAUGAGGGAAAGAGCAGAGAAGCAGAGGCGGGACCUGGGGGAGGAGCUGGAGGCUCUGAGGACCGAGCUGGAGGACACUCUGGACACCACGGCCGCGCAGCAGGAGCUCCGGUCUCGUCGGGAGGCAGAGUUAAAUGACAUGCAGCGGGCUGUUGAGGAGGAGACUCGCCGCCACGACUCUCAGCUGUCUGAACUCAGAGUCAAGCACAGUGCUGCCAUAGACAGCCUGCAGGAGCAGCUGGACAACAGCAAAAGAGCUUGUCAGAAUCUUGAGAAGGCCAAGUCGACACUGGAGGUGGAGAGGGAAAGCUUGACAGCUGAGGUCAAGAGCCUGCAAGCGAGCCGCACGGAGUCGGAACGGGGUCGAAAAAGGGUCGAGAAUCAGCUGCAGGAGCUCAGCGCUCGCCUGGCGCAGGCUGACAGAGAGAAGGAGGACAGGGAGGAGCGAAUUCACAAGCUGCAGACUGAGAUCGAAAGCAUGUCCAGCAACUUGUCCUCGUCUGACACCAAAUCCCUGCGUCUCUCUAAAGAGGUCAACAGCCUGGAGAGCCAGCUGAAUGAUAUCAAGGAGCAACUGCAGGACGAAACUCGUCAGAAGAUGAUGCUGAGCUCCAGGGUGCGAGUGCUGGAUGAGGAGAGGAACGGACUGAUGGAGCGACAGGAGGAAGAGGAGGAAAGAAACAAAGAGCUGACCCGGCAGAUCCAAACUCUCACGCAGCAGCUUUCGGAGAUUCGUAAGCAGUCGGAGGAGGUGAACACCGCAGUGGAGGCAGGAGAGGAGACGCGCAGGAAACUGCAGAGGGAGCUGGACAGCGUCGUUCAGAAGGAGCGGCAGAAGGAGGAAGAGAAGGAGCGAGUGGAGAGGCAGCGGGAGCGCCUGAGGGAGGAGAUCGAGGACAUGACUCUGGCUCUGCAGAGAGAGAGGCAGAACUGCACGGCCCUUGAAAAGAGGCAAAAGAAGUUUGACCAGUGUCUGGCAGAGGAGAAGGCGGUGAGCGCUCGGCUGGCAGAAGAGAGAGACCGAGCUGAGGCCGACAGCAGAGAAAAGGAAACAAGAUAUCUGUCACUGUCCCGAUCCCUGCAGGAGGUGCAGGACCAAAGAGACGAGCUGGAGAGGGCCAACAAGCAGCUCCGUCUGGAGAUGGAGCAGCUCGUCAACCAGCAGGACGACGUUGGCAGAAACGUGCACGAGCUGGAGCGAACCCGGAGGGCCCUGGAGACCGAGGCCCAGGGCCUGCGGGUUCAGACGCAGGAGCUGGAGGAGGAGCUGACGGAGGCGGAGAACUCCCGGCUGAGGCUGGAGGUCACCCUGCAGGCGCUCAAGGCCCAGUUUGAGAGGGAGGUCAGCAACAACGAGGAGAAGGGAGAGGAGAAGAGGAGGGCCCUCAGCAAACAGGUUAAGGAGCUGGAGAUCCAGCUGGAGGAGGAGAGGAGUCAGCGCUCUCAGGCCACGUCUUCCAAAAAGCAGCUGGAAGCAGAGCUGCAGGAGUCUGAGGCCCAGAACGAAGCAAAUGCCCGUGGAAAAGAGGAGGCCAUGAAGCAGCUCCGCAGGCUUCAGGGUCAAAUGAAAGAACUUCUACGCGAGCUCGAAGAGACCAAGACGAGUCGGGAAGACGUGUUCACUCACUCGAGAGACAGCGAGAAGAGGAUCCAAACUCUGGAAGCAGAAGUGCUGCAGCUCAGUGAGGAGCUCGCCGUGUCUGAAAAGCAGAGGAGGCAGCUGAAGCAGGACAUCGAUAGGAUGGAAGAUGAGAUGGUCAGCAGCACGGCAAAAGCCGCCAUGGUGGAGGAGAAGCGGAGGCUGGAGGCCCGAGUGACUCAGCUGGAGGAGGAGCUGGAGGAGGAGCAGACCAACAGCGAGCUGGUGACAGAGCGACAGAGGAAGAUGGCUCUACAGGUGGAGACUCUGACGGUGCAGCUGCAGGGAGAGAGGACUCUCGCCCAGAAGGCCGACGCCUCCCGAGAGCAGCUGGAGAGGCAGAACAAAGAGCUGAAGGCUCGGCUGGGCGAGCUGGAGGGAGCCGUCAGGGGCAAACUCAAGCUCAGCGUCGCCGCCCUGGAGGCCAAGAUCGAGUCGAUGGACGAGCAGCUGGAGCAAGAGAGACAGGAACGAGCCAUCGCCAACAAACUGGUGCGAAAGACCGAGAAGAAACUGAAGGAGGCCGUGAUGCAGGCAGAGGACGAGAGAAGACAUGCAGACCAGUACAGAGAACAGCUGGAUAAGUCCAUGUUGAGGCUGAAGCAGCUGAAGCGGCAGCUGGAGGAGGUGGAGGAGGAGAACUCUCGCUCCAACGCCCAGAAGAGGAAGCUGCAGCGGGAGCUGGAGGAGCUCACUGACACCAACACCACCAUAAACCGAGACAUCUCCUCCCUCCGCAACCAGCUCAGACGCGUCGCCCUGCCCAUAUCGAUGCGCGGACGCAGAGCCUUGGUCGACGACUUCUCCCUCGACAACUCCGACUCGGAGGAGCCCCCCGCCUCCCCCACCCCCUCCUCCGGACUCCCAGGAACCCCGACUCCCUCCUCAGACCACAGUCUGGACCCGCCGCCGCCCUACAGUGUCAACAACACGGAGUGACACACUCUCUCUCUCUCUCACACCCACACACACACACACACACACACACACACACACAUGCACACACACACUGAUUCAGCUAUACGAGUGAACGCACACAUAAAUACACACGCACGCAUCGGCCUCGACCUCUCAGGGGUGACGGAGUGACACGCACACAGCACAUUACCGCCGUUCUAAAGCAAAUAAAAGAUAAAUAAAAGAUGCAUCCAUAGGCUGCUUAAACUAUAAAACCUGAUUCAUUAACGCUCUGGAAGAGUUCUGCCUCAUUUUUCUCGACGCAUAUAGAAAAUAUGUAAAGAUGAGAGUUUACAAAGAGGCAACGGGGGUUAAUUUUUAUUCUGUAACAUAACAAAGACUGGAAAUUUCUACAGUACACCUCUGAAACACUAAGCUGCACCUCUGGAGCUCCACAGGAGAGUGAAUUAUUCUCAUCACGAUGCUGUACAGUACUAAAAGCCCAGUAGAGAAACGUAAGGAGGCCCUGUCUUUUACAUGAGCAGGUUUUAACUCAGACUGGAGGAGGAAAUGCUUCCAAGACAAUCUACUUUAACGUGAUUUUAAAUGGGAGGCAGAGACAAACACAUGACACAGGGUCAGGUAAUUUCUGAACAUUAGAUUAAGGUCUGGGAUGAUUCGGCCGGCAGAAAAGAAACUAGAAAGAGAGUGCAGCUCAUUUUAUCGAAACACCGACGACAACAAGUAUCUCAUAAGAUCAAAUAUUUCUUAGAAUUAUUUAUAAGGAACUUUGAUUCAUUACAUCGAGAUUUCUUUUUUAUACUGCUUGUCACAACUAUAGUGACUCAAACUACUGACCUUAAAGAGUCACGGCAAAGCUGAAUUCGCUCAAAGGUCCUUUAGCGUAGGUUAGAAACGGCUCGUCCGAAGCCGCCGCAGUAGGUAGUAUUAGAUAGUUUCUUCAAGUUAAGUCUUAACAUAUUUCUCGAGAAAUUCAGAUUUGUAUAAUUUAUAUCAAGUAUAAACUUAAGUUAUUGGUCACCGCUUGUUUUUCUGUCCGACUCGGCCAAAUGUUGGAAGCAUGUCAGUCUGAUCGUAUCGGUUCCUGCCGGCUCGGACGCCGGGCGGAGUCAGGUUUCAUUCAGCCCGACGUCUCAGAGAUCAAUUUGCAUGGAAAACCCUCCUCAUUCAUCGCAGGAGUUAAAAAACUCCUUCAUGGAAUGUCCACAUUAGUAAAAACAAGCAGAUCGAAUUGUGAUACGACCCCUCCCCCCCCUUUUUUUUGUUUUAUACCGAUAAACGCAUCACAUUUUUUUGACAAGCUUCCUGUACACUGUCGUUUUGAUUUUGCUGAAUAUCUGUGUAAAUUAUGAAUUAAAAAAAAAAAAGCUCUUUUUUUCGUUGAACCAAACGGUGGGCGUACGGAUGAGAAAAGGGACGUAGCUUCGUAGUGAACGUAGAGUAGCUGUAGAAUAACGUAGACGACGGGAGCGGGGGGGGUUGGUCUGGGGGUUUCCGCCGCCUCUCCUCACCGUCCGUUCGUAGAAGAUUGUAGAAAUCCCAGCGUCAGGCUCCCAGCUUUUUCAUAUAGUAGUAGUGCUAGGUUAAAGGAAAAAAAAAUGACAGCAAAGGCAGUGGGGAAUGAAUUUUUAUGACACUAAUGGCAUGUAGAACAAAAAUCUUGCUUUUCUCUUUUCCUUUUUUGACCCUCACCAUCGGAUCAAAAUGAAACUCUUCUCUCUGUGGGCUCUGUGUCGACGCCCACUGUGAAUCCUGGUUACUCAUGUAAUUUGAUUUCAUUCAUCUUUUAGGCGAUGAAGGACUUUUUUUAAUUUUAUUUUAUUUUUGUUUACCACCUUUUAACACACCUGUAUGCCUGCAACAACUCUUAGUCUGCCAGGAGGUCAGUGAGAAGAUUUCAGUGCAGAGACAAAGAGCAAAGUUUGGCCUCCUGAGAAACGCUCUCGCUUGUUUUGUUUUUUGUUUUUUUUUUUGUUUUCCUUUGCUUGAGGGUUAAAUUUAGAAAGUCCCUCAUAGUGACGAUAGGAAGCACGAUCGAAGAUCAACCAAAAUAAAAAGGGGAACGAUUCCACCUGAUUCUGUGUAAAGGCAACAAAAUACACCAAGCAGCUCCUCAGAAACUCCACAAAACAAAAAGUGGAACUUUCAUAUCAGAGCAUAGAGCUAUUUGUUGGCCAGAUUUAGCGUACAGAAAACUUUUCUUCAACUGUGUGAGAAACAAAUGAUGAAGACAGUUAAUCUUUAGUGUUUAAAGAUAAGUUUUUUCACUGUCCUGUCAGAAGCUGCUGGAUGGGAGCCUCAUGUUAUGUGACGAAAAAUUUACAUGUUUGAAAUUCAUGCAGCAUAGAAGAAAACUGCAAAAACCUCAGCAGACGUUUUAAUUGGAAUUUCCUUCACAUGUUCAGUUUGUGAGGUGAAGGGGGAAGCGGCCUUUGGAGGCGCUGCCUGGUGUGUUUUUGGUUUCCUGUACAUGUGUCUGUUUUCAGUCUUCAUGCUGAAGUAACAUCUGCAGCUCGCAGCUGUAAAACAACCGUACAGGACUGGAAUCGACACGAAUUAGACGUUUCCCCAACAGCUAACCUUAGAAAUCAGAAAGAGUGCUUCGACUUUAAAACUGGUGACAACUGAAGAUUGUGUAGCUGAAAUCACAGAUGGUGUUUCUGGGGUUUGUUCUGAAUGUUCCCUUUUGUUUUUUUUUUAAUUCCAGAUGUGUAUCUAUAUUAUUGAUGAAUGAUUAUUGCUCCUGCUGAUGUUUACUCUGCACACGUGGCGAAACAGCAGUGUGUGCAGGAUGAACCGCACUCCUUUGUGUUUUCUGUGUCUUUUAUUUUGUUUUAUUUUUAUGUUUUGCCAUGCCAGGUUCACCAUGAUUAUCACUUUCUUGUGGUUGAAAAAAAGUUCAAACUAUCUGGAUCAAGAAAGACCACUGACGACAUAUAUUUAGCGCCCAAGAAAACUGUUUUAUUUCUUAUUUUCUGUACGUUUGAUUAUUUUAGCAAUAUGCAAUGAAUUUUGUUUGAAGCUGUUUUCUUUUUUUUUUUUAAUGAUUUUGUGUAAUUGGUGCACUUUACACACAACCAGUGGAGAUGAAAAGCAGCCGAGCGUCAUCGGGUUUGACAGGCUGUAAUUCAUCUCGAGAAAAAAGCCGAAAAGCAUCAAGCCAAAGGAGCCGACACCGUGUUUCAUCGUAACGUGAACCGUCUCUCCAACUUUUCAUGUACACUUCGUAUCUCAAAAUGUCACGUCAACAUCCAGAAGGUGGCGAACAGACCAAACUCUGAGACACAUGAAUUAAAGUGCUGGAUCGAGGACAGACGAGAUCUGUUCACCUGUAGCAAGAAACCAGGCCGGUGCUUCUCUGAGGUGUUCUUUUUUUUUUUUCUUCUUCUUCCUGUUUUGUUUAUGGCCACUGUGGAACAUGAAAUAUUUUGGAAAUGUGUUUUAUUGUUUUAGCCUUUUUUUUUUUUUUCCUUAUUUUGUUAAUGACGCUGUAAUUAUAAAACAUCUGACUGGGGUUAACUUUAAUAUAUGUCGUUGGUUUUGA
Messenger RNA from Salarias fasciatus (jewelled blenny), 9867 nucleotides. RefSeq names its product myosin, heavy chain 14, non-muscle (gene myh14). Gene Ontology annotation, cellular component: actin cytoskeleton; myosin filament; myosin II complex. Gene Ontology annotation, molecular function: actin filament binding; ATP binding; microfilament motor activity. The transcript has 44 exons. Gene Ontology annotation, biological process: regulation of cell shape; actomyosin structure organization; mitotic cytokinesis. Bases 204 to 6344 code for a protein of 2046 amino acids. The record is from RefSeq and is a predicted model, not a curated record. Lineage: Eukaryota; Metazoa; Chordata; Actinopteri; Blenniiformes; Blenniidae.